Molecule: messenger RNA, 1588 nt
Organism: Mercurialis annua (annual mercury)
Lineage: Eukaryota; Viridiplantae; Streptophyta; Magnoliopsida; Malpighiales; Euphorbiaceae
Exons: 2
Coding region: 181-1161 (326 amino acids)
Biological process (GO): iron import into the mitochondrion
Cellular component (GO): mitochondrial membrane
Molecular function (GO): ferrous iron transmembrane transporter activity
Source: RefSeq, a predicted model, not a curated record
ACCUAAAUUGCAAAAAAUCCUGUUCGUCUUCCUCUGACUUGGCUUCACAAAACUGAAACCAAAUCUAAAAUAGUGUUAUUAUAUAUCCACAACUUCUUACAUAUCUCAGUCAUUCCUUUAAUUCAAUCCAAAUAAAACGAAGACGAAGAAGACAAUAAUAACCUUGUUUUCUUCUCUUCAAUGGCCGCCGAAGCCACCGCCAAAUUCCAAAACCCUGAAUUCCGCCCCGAUUUCCGCCCCGAAAUAUCACCCGCCAUGACCUCUCACGACGGCCUCCACUUCUGGCAGUUCAUGAUUGCCGGUUCCAUAGCCGGUUCAGUCGAGCACAUGGCCAUGUUCCCCGUCGACACUGUCAAAACCCAUAUGCAAGCCCUCGGUUCUUGCCCCAUUAAAUCCGUCAGCGUCACUCACGCCUUCCGCUCCAUUCUUCAAACGGAGGGCCCCUCCGCCUUCUACAGAGGUAUCGCCGCCAUGGGUAUCGGCGCCGGCCCUGCCCACGCUGUUUAUUUUUCGAUCUAUGAGGUGUGUAAGAAGUAUUUGUCUGGUGAUAAUCCGAAUAAUUCGAUGGCGCAUGCUAUGUCGGGUGUUUGCGCGACGGUUGCCAGCGACGCGGUGCUUACGCCUAUGGAUAUGGUGAAGCAGAGACUGCAGCUGGGGAGUAAUGCGUAUAAGGGUGUGUGGGAUUGUGUUAAGAGGGUGUUGAGAGAAGAGGGGUUUGGCGCGUUUUACGCGUCGUAUAGGACUACGGUUUUGAUGAAUGCGCCUUUUACGGCUGUGCAUUUUGCGACUUAUGAAGCUACUAAACGAGCUUUGAUGGAGGUCUCUCCGGAGAGUGCUACUGAUGAGCGGUUGAUUGUUCAUGCUACUGCUGGAGCUGCUGCUGGUGCACUUGCUGCUGCUGUUACUACUCCUCUUGAUGUUGUCAAGACUCAGUUGCAGUGCCAGGGUAUCUGCGGAUGUGAUAGAUUCAAAAGUGGUUCAAUUGGAGACGUUAUUCGGGUUAUAGUGAAAAAGGAUGGGUAUAAAGGGCUGAUGAGGGGUUGGAUUCCGAGGAUGCUCUUCCAUGCUCCUGCUGCUGCAAUUUGCUGGUCUACUUAUGAAGCCUCUAAAGUAUUCUUUCAGGAACUCAAUGGUAAUAAAAAUAGCGGCACUGUCACCUGAAUGGGGCGGAUGAAAUGGCAUUUGUAGUUUAGCGGUUGCAACACAAUAAUGAUGUACAAUUCGAAGGUGUUAGCUUCACACGAGGGACGGUAUGCAAGGCAUGCGCACCCUCUUUAUAGUCUUUGCUGCUCAUUAAUUAUCAAAUCAGGUCAGAAUUAGUUAUGUUGUACACAUUGUUGUCUCAUAAUCUUAUUGAUAAUUAUGUUAUGCUCUUAAGUUCAUCACCCUGAGCAGAAUGAAACCCCCCACACAGCUUUGUCUCGGCAAUUUUUUUCUUUUCGAAGAAUUUUUUUGGGCUUCAUAUUGAUGCGAGGAUUACGGCUGAGGCUACAAGUAGUGUAUUUCAUGAAUAAUUGAAGGAUUAUUUUUCUUCCAUUAAUUUCCCUUUCUUUAUAUUUUAAUUUAACUCGACCUAUUCUUACUGUUA